Molecule: messenger RNA, 1134 nt
Organism: Alternaria postmessia
Lineage: Eukaryota; Fungi; Ascomycota; Dothideomycetes; Pleosporales; Pleosporaceae
Exons: 6
Coding region: 1-1134 (377 amino acids)
Source: RefSeq, a predicted model, not a curated record
AUGGAGGCCUCAGAAGAUCACGUAACAGAGAAGGUGCAGUCGCUGAGCGAUCUGGAGCUUGCUGUUCUCAUCUGUUUAGUCGCGGAUCAACAUUGCAUCAUCGAAGCGGAAAGGGAAUUAACCCGUGAUGUGGUAGAGGAGUUGAAGCUUGUCGCUACAAAUGUCUUCGGAUUAACGUGGGCUGUACUGGAAUGCAACGAAGAUACUACGCUGGAUGAUUUCGGAAGCGGAAUCCUUGUCAAGGGGGAAGAGAGCGAUUACUUUGGGAGCACAAAUGAGCGAGAUAGAGGAGACGUAGCUCAUGCUCCCGGUCACUUUUCACCCAUCUCAAAAUCACCAGGGAAAUCAGACCGACGCACGUCGAAAUCACCCAGACCUUUUAGUCCGCUGGACAGCAAACGUAUCGCGAACAUUGUUGUUGCAAGGAACCUCAACAGGGCGAACCCGCAGGUUCAGAUUCAGGCUUUAGAGCUGAUCCGAGGCAAGCGGAACUUCACAAGAACAGCCGUACACGCGGCGCCGAGACCGUUUUUGUUCAUCGCUUUGAACGCUUCAGACACACCACGCUUGACCAUGCAUCUGAAUGACCAGUUUUUCAUCUCACACAAACAUCAAAUGGAUGAUGGACUGCCAAACAUUGAAGAGCUACAGGAGAAGCAGCAUGUGUCAGAUGACGGUGCUUCCAUGUCUUCUGUAGUACGCACGCCACCAUUUCAACCAGGAAAGUACAAGCCGCAGACAGCGCUAUUCUCUUCUGAGGAUCUUGUAAGCUUGACGAAGCAGGUGUCAGAAGUGAAGAUCAGUUCUGAAGUACGAGCCUAUCUGCACAACAUUAUCGUCUUCAUGAGGCUGCACCGAGCAGUCGCAGGAGGCAUCUCUGCGUUGGCCACGAGGCACUUCAAUACGCUAGCACACGCGCUUGCUCCACUGCAUGGUCUUGAAUACAUCUCACCAUCCAUGGUGGCCUUGGCAGCCCGCAAGAUAUACCCACAUCGUAUCGUCAUCACGGCUCCAGAGAACGAGCGCAGCAUGCAAUGGGGCAGCUCGCUCGAAGCAGUAAAGGCUGUCCUUGAAGGUGUCACGGUUGAGGACGUUAUCGAGGAAGUGCUGGAAUCGGUAGAGGUGCCACUCUAG